UACUAAACGACGGACAUAUAAACAUGGCAGCAUUUGACAUAAAUACAUUUACGUUUCGUACUCUCCUUUUAUAGUAGCGAUUUAAAAAUCCCCCAAGAUGGAGAUAAUUACGUUUAUAAAUGUGGCUUUUCGGCUAGCGGACGUGUUUUAAUUUUCCUUGACACCAUAACAUGUCACGUUUAUGUUAUGAACUUCUUCAAUAAAUUUAAUGCAGACGUCGAGUUGAGAGUAAGAUGUGUUUAAGUGUUUUGUAUACCAAUUACAAAUACUUACCUAAGGUCUAUGCAUACUUAGACAUUUCUAUUUGCAAAAUAGUUUAAAAUCCCAACAGAUACAUUUGUAAGCUGUCACUGAAAAACAUCACAAAACAACAACACUUGUCCACGUGAAUGAAUAAGUAACACAAUGCUGCAGAUGAGAAUACUACAGCCACAUAUAUCAUGUUGUUAUUUGGUCCUGAAGAGAGUUCAUCAACUGGCCUCCAUCAAACAUGCAUGUCUUCUCUCAGAGAGGAGACGCCAGGUGCUUCUGUAUCCCUUCAGUGGUCUGGAGGAGCACCUGGAUCCCCAGGUCGAUCAGGCAGAAUUCAAGAUCUUCCAUCCCAGCUUGGACGACCUCCACCAGGCAGAGACACUAUUCACUCCCUCCCAUAGAAAUCACAUUGACUUUCUCUCGGCUGCAGUCCGGAUGGACCACGUACCUGUGCUUAAACAACCAGAGGUGUGUUUUAUGGGCAGAAGUAAUGUGGGAAAGUCAUCUCUCAUCCGAGCCUUGUUUUCUCUUGCCCCAGAGGUAGAUGUGCGCGUCUCUAAAACUCCGGGCCACACUAAAAAGUUGAAUUUCUUCACUGUGGGAAAGGCAUUUACUUUAGUGGACAUGCCAGGGUACGGACACAGGGCCCCACAGGACUUUGUGGAGAUGGUGGAACCAUACCUUCAAGAACGUCAGAAUCUGGUUAGGACAUUCUUGCUGGUGGAUAGUGGUGUAGGUCUGCAGAGGGCAGAUUUAGUUGCUGUGGAGAUGUUAGAGGAGUUUAGUUUGCCUUAUGUGCUGGUGGUGACUAAAAUAGACAGAACCAGACGGGGUGCUUUGUUGUCCUUGAUGGUACAGCUGCGAGACUUUAUCAAGAAUCAAACCAGCACAUGUUUUCCACAGCCCUUUUUAGUGAGUUCAAUACAGUUCUCUGGAAUGUACCUGCUCAGGUGUUUCAUUGCACAUGUUACAGGAAAUCUGCAGCUUACUGCUAAACAGACAUGACCGACUGCCAUGCCGUCUCUGAUGCGACACAGACGUAUCUACUGUAAGAUGAGGAUAACUUAUGCCAGAUAAAAGCAGUUCAACAUCUAAAAAUGAUACAUGAAAUUUUUCUUGAUUAUGCAAAGUCCAUCAUUUUUUUUAGUUUUUUUAGAUGUUUUGAUGUACAUUAUUUUCAGUGGCAAUAAUCGUAACAACUUUUAAUAUACUAGACCAGCAGCACCGAAUAAACUCCUUGAAUUGUC
Misgurnus anguillicaudatus (oriental weatherfish) is the source of this 1499-nucleotide messenger RNA. Lineage: Eukaryota; Metazoa; Chordata; Actinopteri; Cypriniformes; Cobitidae. The record is from RefSeq and is a predicted model, not a curated record.